Messenger RNA from Haliotis rubra (blacklip abalone), 753 nucleotides. RefSeq names its product luc7-like protein 3. Lineage: Eukaryota; Metazoa; Mollusca; Gastropoda; Lepetellida; Haliotidae. The record is from RefSeq and is a predicted model, not a curated record. The transcript has 4 exons.
AUGGACUCUAAGAUAACUCAUGUUGAUAGAGAAGAAAAACUUGAUCGUGAGAGAACCAGAUUAAGAGCUUAUAGACAGAACAAAGCCAGCAAUUUGACAAAGGAAGAGAGAGCAGAAAGACACAAGAGUGAACGUUCAAGAAUAAAAGACGUGAGAGAAAAACAGGAUAGUAACAUGAAUGAGGAGGAGAGAGCAGAAAGACACAGGAGUGAACGUUUUAGGAAAAAAGACAAUAAAAGACGAGAGAAAAAACAGGAUAGUAACAUGAAUUAGGAGCAGAGAGCAAAAAGACACAAGAGUGAACGUUCAAGAAUAAAAGACGUGAGAGAAAAACAGGAUAGUAACAUGAAUGAGGAGGAGAGAGCAGAAAAACCCAGGAGUGAACGUUUUAGGAAAAAAGACGUGAGAGAAAAACAGGAUAAUGUUACUGUGAAUGAGUUCUGGGAACAGCAAAGCCGUGAUUCAGAUCCUGAAACAUGGGCAGCAGCUACAUCUGAAGACCUCAAGGAAGAUGAAGAUGAUUCUGUCUCAGACAGUGAGGUGAUAGGCAGUGAAGAUGAGGUGGAAGCUCAGAAACCUGAGGAGUUUCAGACUUAUGCAGGAACUGAUCCCAGCAACCUCAGCAAUCUACAAGAGGAGAACCAAACUCGACAUUUCCAAGUUGAGAGAAAUAUCUCACUAAUGCCUGAGGAAGACUACUUUGCCCUUGUAUCAACCUUCAACCAGAAGCAGAGAGACAUGUUUGAUUUCUAA